Molecule: messenger RNA, 3093 nt
Organism: Menidia menidia (Atlantic silverside)
Lineage: Eukaryota; Metazoa; Chordata; Actinopteri; Atheriniformes; Atherinopsidae
Source: the annotation of a GenBank genome assembly
AUGGACGAGGCUGAGGACGGCGAGGAGGAGCCCACGUUCCCGCGGCCGUGGCCGCCUCAGACCGCGGGCUCGCGGGGGGGAGGAUGCGCGCGUCCCGGGAGCGGCUGGGGGAGCGAGAUGAGGAAAUUUGCGCUCGGAGGCGGGGCCGCGCGCACAAACUCCAGCAACAACAACGAGCCCUGGCCGUGGCAGAGCGCGGAGUGUGAGGCUGCCGGUGACCCAGAGCACCGGACCGGGGGGGGCUCAGAGCCGGGCGUAACGGGAGACGCGCCCGUCGGUAUGAUAUGCAACAAAAACGGAGACUGCAGAAGAGAUCCGGCCAGCUCGGGGAGCCUGUCCUCCCUCAUCUCCAGACGAGACCAGCAGGAGGACGGAGAUGUAACAAGUGCGGGCUUUAAGGGACUGGCUGCGGGCAUGGACGGCUCCGGGGCUCCGGCGGGACCCCCGGCACAGGGGCCCGGGGCUCCAGAGAAAAAAGACUCCAGGGUUUCCUUCUCCAGCCCCCCGGGUGGCAAAGGACAGACCCCGGGGCUCCAGUCGAGAAACUCAGUGACUUUCUCCAAAGCGGAGGACGGGUCCCAGAUAGAUCCGGACGAUGGGGACUCCCGGGGCAACCAGACCUACAUGCAGCGGCAGUUCAGCUCCAUGCUCCAGCCGGGAGUUAACAAGUUCUCCCUGCGGAUGUUUGGCAGCCAGAAGGCGGUGGAGAAAGAGCAGGAGCGCGUCAAGUCAGCGGGGAACUGGAUCAUCCACCCCUACAGCGACUUCAGGUUCUACUGGGACUUCACCAUGCUGAUGUUCAUGGUGGGAAACCUGAUCAUCAUCCCCGUGGGCAUCACCUUCUUCAAGGACGAGACCACCACGCCCUGGAUCAUCUUCAACGUGGUCUCCGACACCUUCUUCCUCAUGGACCUGGUGCUCAACUUCCGGACGGGCAUCGUGUUCGAGGACAACACGGAGAUCAUCCUGGACCCCAAGAAGAUCAAGAUGAAGUACCUGAAGAGCUGGUUCGUGGUGGACUUCGUGUCCUCCAUCCCGGUGGAUUAUAUCUUCCUGAUCGUGGAGAAGGGCAUCGACUCGGAGGUGUACAAAACGGCCCGGGCGCUCCGCAUCGUCCGCUUCACCAAGAUCCUCAGCCUGCUGCGCCUGCUGAGGCUCUCCAGACUCAUCCGCUACAUCCACCAGUGGGAGGAGAUCUUCCACAUGACCUACGACCUGGCCAGCGCCGUGAUGCGAAUAUUCAACCUGAUCGGGAUGAUGCUGCUGCUGUGCCACUGGGACGGCUGUCUCCAGUUCCUGGUUCCCAUGCUGCAGGACUUCCCCGCCGACUGCUGGGUCUCCCUCAACAAGAUGGUGAACGACACCUGGAGCGAGCUCUACUCCUUCGCCCUCUUCAAGGCCAUGAGCCACAUGCUGUGCAUCGGCUACGGCCGGCAGGCCCCCGAGAGCAUGUCGGACAUCUGGCUGACCAUGCUCAGCAUGAUCGUGGGCGCCACCUGCUACGCCAUGUUCAUCGGCCACGCCACCGCGCUCAUCCAGUCCCUGGACUCGUCCCGACGGCAGUACCAGGAAAAGUACAAGCAAGUGGAGCAGUACAUGUCGUUCCACAAGCUGCCGGCUGACUUCCGACAGAAAAUCCACGACUACUACGAGCACAGAUACCAGGGCAAGAUGUUCGACGAGGAGAGCAUCCUGGAGGAGCUGAACGAGCCCCUGCGCGAGGAAAUUGUCAAUUUCAAUUGCCGUAAGCUGGUGGCGUCCAUGCCGCUUUUUGCCAACGCCGACCCCAACUUCGUAACGGCCAUGCUGACCAAACUGAGGUUUGAAGUCUUCCAGCCAGCGGACUACAUCAUCAGGGAGGGCACCAUUGGCAAAAAGAUGUACUUCAUCCAGCAUGGGGUGGUGAGCAUCCUGACCAAAGGGAACAUUGGCAUGAAGCUGAUGGAUGGUUCCUACUUUGGAGAGAUCUGUCUGCUGACCCGUGGCAGACGGACGGCCAGUGUGCGGGCGGACACCUACUGUCGCCUGUACUCGCUCUCCGUGGAUAACUUCAACGAGGUGCUGGAGGAGUAUCCCAUGAUGAGGAGGGCCUUUGAGACGGUUGCCAUCGACAGACUGGACAGGAUCGGCAAGAAGAACUCAAUCCUGAUGCACAAAGUCCAGCACGAUCUCAACUCGGGCGUUUUCAACAAUCGCGAGAACGAGAUGAUCCAGGAAAUAGUCAAAUACGACCGGGAGAUGGUCCAGCAGGUGGAGGUGCCGCGGCCGCGGGCCAUGUCCAUGACGCCCCCCCUGCCCGGCGGGCUCUACCCCCCCCCGCCGUCCUCCGGCCACUCCCGGGAUUCGGCCAUUGCCACUUUGCAGCAGGCCGUAGCCAUGAACUUCUGCGCCCCCCUGCAAGGGAACCCGGUGGGAGCAGGACCCCUGCAGUCCCCCCGGAUGGUGAGGAGGUUCCAGGUCCUGCAGAGCGUGUCCAGCCCCGCCUCGGCCCCCCCGCUGCAGUCCCAGUUUCUCGCUUCCGGUGCCUUCGCUCCAGUCUUGGCCAGCCCUCCCGUGCAGAGCCCCUUGGCGGCCGGAGGACGAUCGUUCCAGUACGGGUCCGGCGCCCUGGCCGGUCCCGCCUCGGGAUCCCAGAGCUCUCUGGCCCAGCAGCAGACGGUCAGCCCCGCGCACCGGCCCAGCAUGCACAAGAGCACCCACUCCCUGCAGAUGAGCAGCCUGAGCCAAGACGCCAGGGCCCUGUCCGCCUCCCAGCCCUCGCUGCCUCACGACGGGGCGCAGGCCGGCGCCCCCAGCCCGCCCCAGUCCACCCGGGUCUCCUCCACCUCCAUCGGACCCCCUCACACCCCGUCGGGCAUCGCGGGCGUCCGGAGCGCCGUUCCGCAGAGGGUGGUCCUCCCCCACCAGAUGUCGGUGGGGGCCUUCCCCGUAGCGUCACUGCCAGGCUCGGUGCAUAGUUUCGCCGCCGGGAUGGGGCUGGCGGUGGGGGGGAAGGGUCAGGGGGACUCGGGACUCCCUAAAAAGGACUCUAUCGCGAGCCUUCCAGAGACAGACCACAUCAAGGUCAGGUCCAGGCUUUCCUCAAACUUGUGA